AUGCCUGAGACUAGGGAGCGCGAAAGGGGGGAUGAUGAUGAUGACGAUGCCCGCCACGGCCAGGAAUCGCGGGUAACGGAGCAGGAAGAAGAAUGGGUUGGUGAAUAUGACCCGUUGUCGGACCUCCGGGAGCGCAAGGUGCUUUUUGCGACGCUGGAUUCUUACAGUCAAUUCCGCCGCUUUCUUCACCUCAACAUCACCCACCGCCGCCGGCAGUCGUUUUAUGCCCUGCCGUCCUCGCACUGGGAAAAGCUUGCCAAUCCGCCGUUUUCCAUGCUGGAUACCUUCAACAGCAUCGACGACGCUAUCGAUACCAACGCUGAAGUUGCAGAGAGGAUUCUCGCCACGGGCCUGGCGUCGUUUGGUCUUCCUACAGACCCCGCUGAAAAUAGCCCUACAGAUUGGCGCAAAAAGGCCUCACCAGAUGACAUCGGCAAGGCGAAUUCGACGAUUCGGCAAUUUUUUAGAGACUGGAGUGCCGAGGGCAAGCACGAAAGAGACGUAUCCUAUGGCCCUGUGAUGCACGCUCUUCGAGAGCGUUUUGGCGAGCAACCUGCCGAGGGAACUCGAGUUUUGGUUCCUGGUGCCGGGCUGGGAAGAUUGGUCUUUGAUCUGAGUAUGGCUGGGUACCACGCGGAGGGCAAUGAAUUCUCCUACCACCAGUUAAUGGCGAGCAGUUGGGUGCUAAACCAUACUCAGAGACCAGAAGAAUUCGCGAUUUAUCCGUUUGCCUUUGGCUUUUCCAAUCUCAAGUCCAGACAACAGCAAUUGAAAGCGGUCAUGAUCCCGGAUGUUCAUCCUGGCUCUGCUGUGCGCCAGCAAGGAUUACUUCCACCCAACCAGCGUACCAUGGGCUCUAUGAGCAUGACGGCGGCCGAUUUUCUCAUCCAAUAUUCUGAAGUCGAGAACAAGGAUGCAUUUGAUGCGGUGGCAACGGUCUUUUUCAUUGACACGGCGCCGAAUCUGAUUCGAUAUAUCGAAACUAUUCACUACUGUUUGCGCCCUGGUGGCAUUUGGAUCAACGUUGGCCCGUUACUCUGGCACUAUGAAGACAGACAUAAUAGCAAUCAAAGUAAAAGCGAAGGUGCUGAUACUGAUGAUAUAGAGAAACUCGGCAUUGUUGAACCGGGCACGGUUGAGUUUACGGAGGAAGAAGUUCUCCUUCUCAUCCAGUCAAUGGGGUUCAAGCUCCAGCGGCGCGAUAUGCAGACGCAGGAAUGCGGGUAUAUCCAGGACCCGGAGAGCAUGCUGCAGAACACCUAUAGGCCAUCCCAUUGGGUUGCGGUAAAGAAGUAG
This is a messenger RNA of Ophidiomyces ophidiicola, 1296 nucleotides long. RefSeq lists its product as uncharacterized. Gene Ontology annotation, molecular function: S-adenosylmethionine-dependent methyltransferase activity. Lineage: Eukaryota; Fungi; Ascomycota; Eurotiomycetes; Onygenales; Onygenaceae. Bases 1 to 1296 code for a protein of 431 amino acids. The record is from RefSeq and is a predicted model, not a curated record. The transcript is spliced from 2 exons.